UCACUAGCCUAUGUAAAGUGGUGUUAGAUGUAUCGCACUGUUGCUGCUGGCACUUGUCUCGCGCGCGCGCGCGGUUUCCAGGUGAGGGAAUAACCCUGCGCAUGCAUGUAUGCGAAUGUCUGACGGUGCAUUUUACCGAAGUUUAUAGUCAUAGUGGUCAAAUAUUGUAAAAAUUAAGUUUACGAAUUGAUAUACUUUUACAAGAAGUAAAUAUAUUUAAAAAAACUUCAAGAAAUAUGCCUCAAUACUCAGUUAAAGUCAGAUGGGGAAAGGAUCUUUUUGUUGGCGUAGAGGUUAAUACAGACGAGGUACCAAUGUUGUUUAAAGCACAACUAUUUGCACUCACAGGAGUGCGGCCAGAAAGACAAAAAGUCAUGUUACAAGGAUUAACAUUGAAAGACGAUGAUUGGGGUAACAUCAAAUUAAAAGAUGGCAUUAUGGUAUUGAUGAUGGGUUCUAAAGAGGAAGAUGUACCAACAGAACCUACAGAAAAACCAUUGUUUCUAGAAGAUAUGAACGAAUCUGAAUUAGCCACAGCUUUAGGUUUACCUGUUGGUUUGACCAAUUUUGGAAAUACAUGUUACUUUAAUGCAACUGUGCAAUGCCUGAAAACUGUCCCUGAACUACGAGAUGCUUUAAGGGGUUUUUCAGGAGAAGUUGCUGCUAACAAUGGUUUUGCACAUAAUAUAACAGCCGGUUUAAGAAAUUUGUACGAGGGUAUGGAUCAAAGGAGAUUCUAUUCACCCUUUUUUCUGGUGGAACUAAUGCGUCUGAAGUUUCCAAGAUUUGCCGAACAAUCUGAAAAUGGUAGAUUUCAGCAGCAGGAUGCUAAUGAAUGUUGGACACAACUUCUUAGAAUGUUGCAAAAAAUAUUACCAGCAAAGGAAAAUUCUGCACCUUCGGAAGAUGAUGGACAAAGUUAUAAGCCUCGAUCACUGAUUCAACAAUAUUUCGGAGGAACGUUCGAUACAGAAUUAAAAUGUGUAGAAUCUGAAGAUGAACCACCCACAAAAGGAAAAGAGGAAUUUUUACAACUAAGUUGUUUCAUAUCAACUGAAGUUAAGUACAUGCAUUCUGGACUUAGGAAUAAGAUGCAAGAACAAAUUACAAAACUGUCCUCGACGUUGGGCAGAGAUGCUGUAUAUACAAAAACGUCAAAAAUUAGUAGAUUGCCAGCAUAUUUAACUAUCCAAUUUGUACGUUUUUAUUAUAAAGAAAAGGAGGCGAUUAAUGCAAAAAUUCUCAAGGAUGUGAAAUUUCCUCUUGAAUUUGAUGCUUUUGAAUUAUGCACCAAUGAACUUCAAACUAAGCUCACCCCGAUGCGUGAAAAAUUUAAAGAAUACGAAGACACUUUACUGGAAGAAUCGCGUAACGCAAAAGACAAAAAGGACAAGGAAGAUAAUAAAAAGCAAAUGAAACAGGAAUCAUUUUGGUUUUCAGACGAUUUAGGCUCGAACAACAGUGGUUUCUAUAUUCUGCAGGCAGUUCUAACGCAUGGGGGCCGAUCAAGUAGUAGUGGUCAUUAUAUAGCUUGGGUUCGUCAAAAAGAAGACAGUUGGUUAAAAUGUGACGAUGAAAAUGUUAAUGCUGUAACCAGUGAAGAUGUUUUAAAACUUAGCGGUGGUGGUGACUGGCAUUGUGCAUACGUUCUUCUUUACGGCCCGAAAAUUUUAGAAGUACCUGAUACAGAUAAUAGUGAAGAUUCAGCCAGCAAGUAAUUGUUGCGUAACACAAAAUUUAAAUGACUGUAACAAAGUUUCCUCCUUGAACUAUCAGAGGAAUGCAUUUAAAAGUUUUAAAAAUUCCCAGCGCUAUUGUACCCACAUACAAGGCACAUCUUUCUCUUUUCUACUUAGCUCCAGGUACAAGCUUAUUGAAAAUACCAUCAACAUCCAAAGAAUUCUGUUUUUCUUUGUCACGUUUGCGUUAUCCUUCUGGCAAGUGAAUUGUAAAGAACGCAUUUCUUUUCGUAAAAUACAAAGAUUACGGGUAUGAUGUCGACUAAUUGUUGUUAAGAAAUUCUUGCUCUAAUACGUUGAGAAGAAUUGUAUCGCAUCAUAUUUAAUUAAUUAGUAUUUUCAAUUUGCCAAAAUAUUGUAUGAUGUAUACAUAUUAUAUAUUGCUUAAAUACACAAAC
Messenger RNA from Nomia melanderi (Alkali bee), 2137 nucleotides. RefSeq names its product ubiquitin specific protease 14 (gene Usp14). Gene Ontology annotation, biological process: regulation of proteasomal protein catabolic process; protein deubiquitination; proteasome-mediated ubiquitin-dependent protein catabolic process. Gene Ontology annotation, molecular function: cysteine-type deubiquitinase activity; proteasome binding; protein binding. Lineage: Eukaryota; Metazoa; Arthropoda; Insecta; Hymenoptera; Halictidae. The record is from RefSeq and is a predicted model, not a curated record.